AUGGAAAUUAAGACUGAUUCAAUUAUUAACAAUGAAAUUAAUGAUGAAUAUUUCAUCCCACUUGAACCUGAUCAUGCUGUAGCAUUAACUAUGAAUUUUCCUCAAUUUCCAGAAUCUACGUCGUCAAAAACUUCAUUUAUUCAAACAGAUUUUAAUUACGAUUGUCCGGAUUGUCUGGCUGAUCUAUUUGGACCUCUCAUGGCUCCUUAUGCAGCAUUGCAACAGCAGAGUGAUGAUUAUCGUCUUCGUCUUGAAUAUAUAGCCUACCAACGUUAUGUGACAAUGAAAUUAUAUUUAUUUGAUUCGUUUCAAAAAGAUUUUAAACAAAAAUGGAAACGUACAUUUCAAAUUAUUGGUAUUAGUCUUCUAGUUUUUGCAACAUAUUUAAUAUUUGUUAAUGAUCAACAACAACCUAUGACAACAUUUAUUCGUACAUUUAGUAAAUUUUAUAGAACAUUCUUCUUUCAAGGGGUUAUUGGCUAUUUAAUAUUCUAUAGUAUUCUACUAAUUGUAUCAACAUUAUGUUCAUUAUUAGGUGCAUUAGUUUGUUCAUUUUUAUUGACUUUAUUUGGUAUAUUGAGUAUUCUUAUGGUUUUUGCAUUAACUAUUGUUUGUCCAAUUAUUUUAAAUAUUUCUAAAAAUUUAUUGAUAAAUAAAUUAGAAAACUAUAUGCGAAUAUCUAUUCGAGAUUAUGAUAAUAUACCUGAAAAUCCAAUAACAAUCUUCUGGAAUGAAUUACAAACAAAAUAUUCAUGUUGUGGAUUUGAUGAUCCACUUUUAGAUUAUAGUGAAAGUUAUUAUCAUAAAUUAACUGGAGAUGAUGUACCUCAAUCAUGUUGUAGAAAUGGAAUUCUUUGUACAACUAGUCCAAAUAUAACAAAUUCAUUUAUCGAUAACUCAUGUUUACCGCAAGCAAGAAAUUUUAUAGACUUAGCGAUUGAGACAACUUUUAUUGGACAUAUUCUUCUUAUCGUUCUUCUUUUAAUUAUUUUAAUUAGUAUUGGACUUUUUUUCUUGUAUAUGAAAUCAGCUAAACAAGCAUUAGAUAGAUAUAAUAAAUUUAUUAUUAAAUCAAUGUUAUCAACACUUGAACAAUAUGAAAAAGAAUUCGGUGUUUUUGAAAAUCCUAUACCAAAUAAAAUAAAUUUUCAUAAUAAACAACAUAUACGAGGAAUAUUACCAAUAACACCAACUGUUAUACGUGUUAAAAAUCCUCGAAUUAUGAAUUAUCUUGGUUUUGAUUAA
This is a messenger RNA of Rotaria sp. Silwood2, 1245 nucleotides long. The record is from the annotation of a GenBank genome assembly. NCBI's taxonomy places the organism in Eukaryota, Metazoa, Rotifera, Eurotatoria, Philodinida, Philodinidae.